Tetrahymena thermophila SB210 is the source of this 501-nucleotide messenger RNA. RefSeq names its product von willebrand factor type A domain protein. Lineage: Eukaryota; Ciliophora; Oligohymenophorea; Hymenostomatida; Tetrahymenidae. The transcript has a single exon. The annotation marks the transcript as partial. The record is from RefSeq and is a predicted model, not a curated record.
UUAAAAAAAAAUGUACAAGGAAAUUUAUAAAUUAUUAAAGUAGGUAAAAUAACUGGAUAGAUAAUUACAAAAGAUAGCUUAGAUAUUAAUAAAAAUUAUAUUUUUAGAGUGACAACAAAUUAAAGUUUUGAUGCUUAUUUUCAUAUAGCAAUAGGAAUAAUGGAAAAAUCAAAAGCUUUUGAACAAUAACUAAGAUAAUAUGAUUUAUGCUUUCUUACAAGUUAACCUAAUAAAGGUUUAGAUAUAAUUGAAAAAGGUUAAAAUUUAUGUGAUGAAGGAAAAAGAUUAUAAGGAAUUGAAGUGAGAAUUAAUAUUUCUAAAAGAAUUUUAAAGUUUUGUAGUUAUCCAAAUUAUUACCAUAUAAACUCAUGUAAAGCUGAAAAGAUACAAGAUAUUGAUUAUAAUUUUUGUAUUCAAAUUUCAUGUAUUAAAGGAAAUUUUAUUUUGGGGGUUGAAACAAUAUCAGAUGUAAGUGAUGAUUCAUUUUAAACUUUUAAUUGA